AUGGUUCAAGAAAAUCCAAUAGUAUCAGAAGCAAGAGCAUUUCUAGCCACAUCACAACCAGACAAAGCUUUGGAAAUACUAUCUCCUCAUAUACAAGAAAAUCAAAAUUCUGUUGAAUUUUUACAAUUAUUAGGUGAAACAUAUCUAGAAAAUAAUGAGUUAGAACAAGCAUAUAACUUAUUAACUAAAGCAUGUGAACUUGACCCGGAAGCAAAUUUAGGAAUUGAGAAAUUUUUAUACUUGGGACAGAUAAUAGGAGGAUUUGAUGGAAUAAAUUAUAUAAAUAUAGGAUUAAAUAAAUUACAAGAUUUAUUAAAUCAAUUACAGAGUAAUAAUAUAAAUUUAAAAGAAAUUAAUGAUAAAGGCUAUAAGACUACAGAAGAAUAUAACAAAUGGAUUAUAAAUAAAAUCAAUUCUGGGAUUUUUGCAAGUAUAGAAAUUUGGAUGACUGAUUUAUGUAUGGAAGAAGAAGCAGAAUCAAAAUGUAAUGAAUUAAUUAAUAUAAGUCUUAAAAUUGACCCUGAAAACCCUGAGACUUAUUCACAAUUAUCAUCCAUAAGAAUUUCACAACAAUUACUGGAAGAAGCAAUUGAAGCAUUAAUUAAAUCUUGGGAUCUAUUUAAAUCAAAGAAGACAAAACUUGAGGAUUUCGCAAAUGAAAAAUCGAAUAAAGAAGAAGACACAUUUGAAAUUGGAAUGGAAUAUGUAGAGCUUAUUCAACCACUUAUAACAUUAUCUAAAUUUGCAAUUGAAUUAGAACAAUAUGAUAUAGCUUCAGAUAUUAUUCAAAAUGUAUCAGAUAUAAAAGAUUCCAUAUUAGACGCUUACUAUAUUGAAGCAUUAUCAAAUAUAUUAAAAGCCAAACAGGUAUUAUCGAUACAACAAAAUUUGAAAGAUCAAGAUUAUAGAGAUUUAACAAUUCAAGAGCUUUCAAAUUCAAAUAAUGAAGAAAUCAAAAAUUUAUUAAAUGAAGCUAAGUUAACAUUAACUUCAGCUUAUAAAAUAAUUAAUAGUGAACAAGUCGAAGAAUUUGAUCCAACUGUAGUUGAACAAAUUAAUGAGUAUUUAAAUCAAUUAGGUGGACCUAUAAUGAGUGAAUUGUUACCUAAAAGAGAUAAAUUUGAUGAAACUGAUGAAAAUUGGGAAAAUGAAAUUGUUUCAGAUGAUGAAUGA
This is a messenger RNA of Lodderomyces pseudojiufengensis, 1173 nucleotides long. RefSeq lists its product as uncharacterized. The transcript has a single exon. The record is from RefSeq and is a predicted model, not a curated record. Gene Ontology annotation, molecular function: protein binding. NCBI's taxonomy places the organism in Eukaryota, Fungi, Ascomycota, Pichiomycetes, Serinales, Debaryomycetaceae. Bases 1 to 1173 code for a protein of 390 amino acids.